Messenger RNA from Perca fluviatilis (European perch), 7461 nucleotides. RefSeq names its product ALK receptor tyrosine kinase (gene alk). Gene Ontology annotation, cellular component: membrane; signaling receptor complex. The transcript is spliced from 29 exons. Gene Ontology annotation, biological process: multicellular organism development; positive regulation of kinase activity; regulation of neuron differentiation. The record is from RefSeq and is a predicted model, not a curated record. Gene Ontology annotation, molecular function: transmembrane receptor protein tyrosine kinase activity; protein binding; ATP binding. The coding region runs from base 235 to 5526 and encodes 1763 amino acids. Lineage: Eukaryota; Metazoa; Chordata; Actinopteri; Perciformes; Percidae.
CACUUUUUCCCUUUUGAAGAAGGGAGGACAGUAACAGUCAGUGGCAAACAGAUGUAAAACCCAGUUCCAUUCGUCUUGCCACGGGUGCGCACCGGAGAAGAGGAGCAGGACCCGCAGGAUCAUCGAUUCACACUUUAUGAUCUUGCGCUGCGUAUGUGACAAUAGCAGAGAGGACGCGGUGAACGGUGGGGUUAAGGGUGCUUCUCCUCAACGAAAGACUCAAAUAAUUUAACCAUGAACACCAGGAUAUUGUUUUCGCUUGUUUGUUCUGCGGCAUUUUUCGCUGGGCUGCAGUGCGCCUCGCCAAGGGCCACAGCGGGGAUGGAUAUCCCCACCGCCGACUUCAGCAACAUCAAUAGCAGCGGCGGCGGUACCAGAGGCGGUACCAGCGGGGAAACCGGGAGCAAAAGAGACUUGAACCAAACCAUGAACUCCAGGCUCAAGAGGAAAACCCUGGCUGUGGAUUUUGCGGUCCCCUCUCUGUUGCGCUAUUACCUGGCGGAGUUCAUAAAGAGACCUCUGAACGGCGACUGCCAGACUUUUAGCGGAUGUUACAUGGUACGCGCAAAUUUGAAAAUGCACUGCAUACCUUUGCAGAAAACCAUAUCCACUUUUGUGGACUCCAAGUCUGCUACGGACUCUGCACUGACGAACGUGUCUGCUGAUGGACAGCUCCCCUUCUUCCAUAAGCGGCCGCUGUCCAAAGUUCUGAAAUUGGGCUUGACGAAAGCCAGCAGGAAAUCAAACCAAGUUGUGGUGGAAAUAGGAGAGGAUAUAGUGAGGACGGGAUGCGGGGGGCUGUCUGUGUACGAGGAGGCCCCGGUGCUCACCCUGGAAAUGGACCUCACAACUAUUCUGGAGUGGUGGCUCGGCGCAGAGGGGGGCCGGCUCAGGGUCCGGCUCAUGCCCGAGAAAAAAGCGCAGGUGCCCGCGAUAGAGGAUCGGUACACAGCUGCCAUACGCGCUGCAGACCCCCGCCUCUUCCUUCAGAUAUCCUCCAGGGGUGAACCAUUGGCUGGUAGAGCUGCUGCUGGCAUUCCUAGAGGGUACUGGAGCUUCUCCUGGGUAGCCGAGGACGACCUGAGCUUUCCCAACGACUCCAUGCCCGUGUCAGAUAACCAAUGCCCUGGCAAUAGCAGAGCAUGCGACCAGCACCUGGAGGGUAUCCCAGAGUUCACAUGGAGCAUAGUGGCUGCCGGGGACCUGCGGGAGGGAAGGAACGAGAAAAGCGAAAAGAAGGCAGAAAGCCCCCAGGGGUGGGAGGAAGGUCAGUUCCUCUGGGUGAACAGCUCAGCCUUUGGCGGCCCCUGGGUGCUGAGUCCUUGGCUGUGGGGGGGCCAGGGUCCCUGUGGCCUGGACAUGGCUGUGUUCCUCCACCCCAAGCAAAGUGGGCAAUACACCAUAUGGCUCAUAGAGCGAGACAAACCGCCACUUGCCCUCUUCUCAACUGACACACUGCCACGCAUCACAGGCUGGGCAGUGGUCCACCUCACCCUGGGGACCCACGGAGGAUCACCUUUUCGGGUCUCAGCCAGCUACGAUCAGCGGAUUCCACAGGAUGACAUGGCCACCAUCGAGCCCCACUUCACCACUAACUGCACCAUGGCAUCCUCAGCCGGCCCUAACGUCACACUGGAGGGCCAGUACCACUGUCACCAGGGACCUGGGAUCCCACUGGACAAACUGUGCGACUUCAGUACAGACUGUCCCCUCGGCGAUGACGAAGGCGACCUAUGUCGCCACUUUCUCAAUGGCAGCUACUGCUCUUUUGAAGAGGGCGAGUGCAGUUGGCAGUCAAUAACAGGCCGCGGUCUCUCCUGGAGAAGACUCCAGUCGCCAGCAAAGGCUACUAGACAGAGCUGCCCAUCAUCAGGUGCUACAUUCAGUGUGGAAGGCGGCCAGUCCAAAGCCCAGCGUGGCUCAGCAGUACUGAGGAGCCCUCUCUUCCCCCCUCCUCUAAGAAACUCCCCAUGCACGGUGCAAUUCUGGCUGUGUUCUGGAGGCUUACAUAGGGGGUCGCUGUCUCUGUGGAUAGCAGAGAACAGUACAGGCCCUGAGGAGCUGCGCAGACUGUGGCAUUCAGCGAGUGAUCCAAAAUCUGAAAGGGGCUGGAAGCUUGUCAUACUUCCUCUUUACGGGCUGGCAGACUGGUUUUGGCUGCAGUUCAGCACAGAAGAUGGACCUGGACCCGGUUCAGCCUUUUCCAUUGACAACAUCUCUUUUAGUAUGGACUGCUUCCUGGCAUCCAACGGUGAGUUUCCACCAGUGGUCGCCAGCUCAACAAGGCUGCCGUUUAGACCAACCACUAAGACUACGCCGCCGUCCAUUGGAAGCCCUUUGGAAGCCCCCUUCACCACCACAGAUUACUCCAAAAAAUGGAUUUUUCAUACCUGUGGGGCUGUGGGCCCUGAAGGCCCGACUCCCACUCAGUGCCUCAACUCCUACUGGAACAGCAACGUCAACGUGACCGUAGGCACCCGAGGGCCCUUAAAAGGCAUUCAGAUGUGGAAGGUCCCAGAAACUGGCACCUACAGGAUCACAGCCUACGGUGCAGCUGGCGGCCGAAGCGUGUUGGCCAUGAGCAGGUCCCAUGGUGUCUACAUCACAGGAGACUUCCUGCUGAGGAAGGGCGAGCCGCUCUUCAUCCUGGUGGGACAGCAAGGAGAGGACGCAUGCCCCAAUUCCAACUUCAAGCUAAACAGGAUCUGCCUGGAACAGAGCAGCGCGAUGGUGAACAAAACCCAAGUGAAAGGGGGCGGAGGAGGAGGUGGCGGGGCUACUUAUGUGUUCAAGGUGGACAAAAAUGUGUAUUUCCCCCUCAUCAUCGCUGCUGGGGGAGGUGGUCGGGGCUACAGCAGCCUAUCAGAGACCCAGCUGGAGCAGAUGGACUAUGACCCCAGCCAACCGGGACGCAACGGGAAGUCAAACGCUGCAGGUGGAGGCGGAGGUUGGAAUGACAGUCUUCCUGUCAGUCAGGGUGGCAGACCGCUGGUGCUCGGAGGCCAGGGAGGGCAAGCCUGUCAUAAGUUCUGGCAGACCCGCGGCGGCUUCGGGGGCGGCGGGGGUGGCUGUAUAUCCGGGGGUGCCGGCGGAGGCUACAGAGGUGGUAACACCUCCAUAGAUAACAACGCCAAACACGACGGAGACGAUGGCACGUCCUUCCUCAGUCCAGAGGGAGAGCCCUUCCUCUACCCUCUGAAAGCUAUGGAGGGGGAUGGUGAGGUGAUCAUCAGUCCAGUGCAGAACUGCAGCCACUGUGAGAGCGGCGAAUGCCACGAGACCAAGGACAGUAUCGUCUGCUACUGUGAUGAUGACCUGAUCCUGGCACCAGACCGGGUGUCCUGCAUCAACGCUACAGAGGUGUCCCUGCUACCUCCCCAGCCGUCUCUCCCCAACCUGGCACUGGGUCUGUCUGUGGGCACCUCGGCCCUCAUCGCCGCCCUGCUGCUGGCUGUGUCAGGAGUCAUGAUAAUGUACCGACGUAAACACACAGAGCUGCAGUCUAUUCAGCUGGAGCUGCAGAGUCCAGACUGCAAGCUCAGUAAGCUGCGGGCAUCCACCAUCAUGACCGACUACAACCCCAACUACUGCUUCGCCGGCAAAACGGCGUCGGUCAACGACCUGAAGGAAGUACCGCGCCGCAAUAUCUCCCUCACCAGGGGUCUGGGUCAUGGUGCUUUCGGUGAAGUCUAUGAAGGGCUGGCAGUGGGAAUACCGGGUGAACCGAGUCCACUGCAGGUGGCAGUGAAGACCCUUCCUGAGGUUUGCUCUGAGCAAGACGAAUUGGACUUCCUCAUGGAGGCUCUAAUCAUCAGUAAGUUCAGCCACCAGAACAUUGUGCGUUGUAUUGGGGUCAGUCUGCAGGCCAUGCCCAGGUUCAUCUUGCUGGAGCUGAUGACCGGAGGAGACCUCAAGUCUUUCCUGAGGGAGACCAGACCCCGGCUGGAGCACCCGUCCAGCCUGACCAUGGUGGACCUUCUCAAUGUGGCCAGAGACAUCGCCAAGGGCUGCCAGUAUCUGGAGGAGAACCAAUUUAUACACAGGGACAUUGCAGCUCGGAAUUGCCUACUGACCUGCAAAGGACCAGGCCGUGUGGCCAAGAUUGGAGACUUUGGAAUGGCUCGAGACAUUUACAGGGCAAGCUAUUACAGGAAGGGUGGGCGUGCCAUGCUGCCAGUGAAGUGGAUGCCACCUGAAGCCUUCAUGGAGGGCAUCUUCACAUCCAAAACAGACACAUGGUCAUUUGGGGUUCUGCUGUGGGAGAUCUUCUCAUUGGGCUACAUGCCAUAUCCAAGUCGCAGUAACCAGGAAGUGUUGGAGUUUGUAACCAAUGGUGGAAGAAUGGACCCACCUAAAAACUGCCCUGGGCCAGUGUACCGUAUAAUGACUCAGAGUUGGCAGCAUCAGCCUGAAGACAGGCCUAACUUCUCAACUAUCCUGGAGAGAAUUGACUACUGCUUACAGGACCCUGAUGUGGUGACCAUGCCCCUGCCUAUAGAGUAUGGACCCAUCCCGGAAGAGGAGGAGCGUGUACCCAUGCACCCUGACGACCCCUCAGCUCCAACCGUACUGGUGAAUGCCCAGGUGCCUGAUGGGGAGGUUCCGCAGCCGCCCCUAUCCUAUCCUACAGAGGACAACCGGAGAGGUGGGGAGCACAGUGUCGAGACUAGCACAGCAUCAGAGGCCAAUGCACAGACGUUAGCCCAGCCCAAGCCAUACCUCCACCAGCAGCCUCGCACACCGACCUCCAUCGCUACGACAACCACUAACACAGUCACCUCCACAGCCACCUCUACACUCACUGCCAAGGGACCUCAUGCCACCACCCAGCCCAGCCUUGAGGGGGGCCACAUCAACCUAGCGUUCACCCAGGGACACCCACUGGAGAAGGACGGCCACGGCGGGAAGAGCACCAGUCUCUGGAACCCAACAUACGGCUCGUGGUUCCUGCAGCAGAGGAAGCAGCAGCAGCAGCAGAGACAGGGAGGGGUGGGGGGAGCAGGAGGGAGCAGUGGUAGGGUGCCUGGGGAGGGCCAGGAGCAUGUGGGCCGGACUGUGGCGGAGAUGGCUGGGGCGCUGGGUCUUCAGCACCAGCACAAGCAGUUCCAGCACCAGCUCCAGCUGCUGCACCAUCAGCAGCAGCAGCAGGGUCUUUGCAGACCUCUGUUACCCCCACCACCACCUCCUGCUGCCCAGUCACCUCUGCUUUUAGAUUCAGCCGCCUUGCCCCCGGUUCCCCUCUACAGACUGAGACGUUUCCCCUGUGGGAACAUCGGCUACGGCUACCAGGAGCAGGGCCUGCCCCUGGAGGCCGCCCAUGGUAACCCCAACCCCACUCCUGCACCCCAGCAGGGCAUUUCCAUGCCCUCCUCAGCAGCCCACCAGAGGGGAGUCUCCAUUCCCACCUCAGGGUCCCUGGGUCGGUCAGGUAUCUCUGAGGACAGCCGCCCACUGCUAGUCACCAUGGGGACAGUACAGGAUCCCAGGCUGCCCAGGAUGGAGGGCCACAACGCCACCGUGCUUUAGCCCAACUGCCUGAACCGCUGGUCUUUUCAGGCCUUUCAGGUCUUUGGAGACUGUGUGAUCCGGACACAGCAGGAAACACUGUGUCGGGACUGAGACCGUUUUACACCACCCCAACCCUCCCACCAUUUUGGUUUCUUCCUCCAGUUCUCACUGAAACAGAGCCAGAAGAGUCCGUCAUGCUUUUUCCAUGAGAACCCUAGAAGGGUGUUGAAAUGCCCAAUGGAUGCUAAAGCACAUCAGAGAACUUAAAAAGGCUUUUGGGAGGCAACAUUUAGAGUAAAGGCUAGUUUUAAGAGUUAAAAAACAAUGUAUUUUUUUCAACGCUGGAGGGAUAAUGACUGAAUACUGAGAAAGAAUCAAAUGAAGAAUUUAUGGCACAGGAGGACACACCUUUCUAUGUGGUAGUGACCAGGAGCGAGCACAUUUGCCAUGUGUUCAUUGACAGCUUGUUUAUGAAUAGACUAUUAGGUGGAUUCAAAUCUCUAUAUUUUGCCAAACUUUCAUUCACAAACUUUGGUGACCAGUUUGACUGCAGCAAUUGCAAAGUUGUCUACAGCUGCAAGCCACAUGUGUCAGUUCUACUGCAGAAGCCUCACGCUGUUCCUUAUCCACAUCCUUUUGGAAAACAACAGUGUGGUAAAUAACUUGUAUCAGACUAUUUUUCAAGAAUAUCACAGAAUUGGACACUGGAUUACAAGAGACAUUUAUACAAAAAAAAAACUGGGGAAAAUGUGUUUGUUGAUGUUUGCUUGCCUGCUUGUUUAUUUAUUUAUUCAUUUGUUUAUUUAUUAUUUGGAAGUGUCUCUAUAAAUUAUUCAUGAACAUGCUUCAUCAAAUCCAAACUAAUUCAUUUCACAUUAACUGGUUUUCACUUUAGGUUUUUUAAGAUGCAGUAAUUUGUUUUUGGUAAUAAGAAAAAAAGUGAGUUUGAACAAUACCAAAAAUUGAUCAAGCCUUUGAGGUGAAGUAGAUAAAUAGAGCCCUGAUGCAGGUUGAUUUUACAAAAGAAUAUAACGGGAUUAACGGCAACAUUCAAGUGUUCAACUUUUUACUAAUGCUGAAGAUUUGUAAUAAGUCGUUGCCCCUGGUACUAUUAAAAUCACUGCUGUGCGGACUCUCCUUUUGUUCACUCCAAACUCCAUUCUGUUGAAAGAGUGCUUGAGACUGUGAAGUUAAGGCGUUCCUUUUCUUAUGGCUUUUUCAGUAACCUUUUAUCAUUUAUUUCGUGUUACAAAAAUGUUUCUUUCCCUUUCCCUGAAUCAAUCUUAACCUUCAAAUUGCCAUCUCGAAGCACUCUACCUUCCUAAAUUUGCAUAUUUUCUCUUUUCUAUUAUAGGAUGACUGUUGUGGAAUACAAAUGAGUCUGAAUGAAAAGUUUGAAUACAAACUGCUUUUGCUCCACAUGUGAAUGAAAGCUGAGAUCAGUUUGAGUUUCAUUCUACUUUUUUCGUGUUCCCACUGUGUAAAGUCUGCUUUUUUCAGUUAAAGGACAGUUAACAUGCAGUAUAUCUAUUGGAUAGCACCAUGAGUGUAUGGUGGUGUUUAUAUUUAGGUGAAUGACGACAACAUGCGUCAGUUUUUAAAGCUUUUUCUUGACUGUAUUUGGCAAUCCUGUCGGUCCCGCUGUAAAGCGCAAUGAGCUGUCGUGUGUGUCAUGAAGCUCGCUGACUGAUUAAGACAAAUGCUUUCAUUUAGGCCAAAUCAAUGAGCAAGUUAAAUAUUGGCCUAUACGUAUUUUGCUUUGUCUCCGGUACCAGUGUUAAAUGCAUUCUGUGUUCCGCUCACAGCUCAUGUCCAUUGUUUGAUGUAAAAAGACAAACUGAACUGCACCUGUAAAUGUUGUAAUUAUAAAGUAUUGUACUAUGGCUCUGGUAAAAGCUGUACAUUGCCCUUCAGAAGACAUUCGCCAAAAUUAAUAAAUUACUAUAUAAUAAC